AUGGUGGACAGAAAGAGAAAGAGAGCCUACGAAGAUGAUGACGAGUCCUUCCAGGACUACAGACCAAGGGUCCCAAAAAGACAAAGAAUCCCACCCGUAGUUCAAUUAUGUAAGGAAAUGAUGCCUGAUAUUUGCACUAUUGGGGAAUCUCCAAAAGCUUUCGCUGAUGAUAUCAAGUUUUUAAGCGAAGCUGUGGUAAAUGAAUAUGGGCAUGAAGAAUAUUUCAAUAACGCCUUCUUAAAUACGUUACGUUCUGUUACCCUAGAACAACCUCAUAAACAACCGGCAAUUGCUCUUUUAAUUUUGGCUAUUAAUUCAGGUAACCAGGUCGCUGGUAAGAGCAUCUUAAACUUCUUUUUUGAUGAAUUACAAAAAUGCUGCGAUGCCAGUGCUGAGGAUACUGGACCAAGUGAAUCAAAUGAUACAGGUCCAUGGAAUAAAGUUAAAUUGUACCUGAGAAUGCUCUCUCUUCUAUCACCAAUGAUCAUCAAUGAUGAUAUAAUCGGAAUUUAUCAAAGGCUCUUAGAUCUUGCCGUCCAAUUGAACAAUAUUGACGAGAACAAGAGAAACGCACUUUCUGAGGCUAUUUUCACUAAUACAAUUCUGAACAUUCCAUACCUUUUCUAUUUCAAAAGGGGAGAUGAUGAAACCUUGAAGAAUCAUGUUGAAGAAUUGAUUACCACUGUUGAAGGUGCGUACAAAAUGAGAAUUAGUAACAUUAAGCUUUUAAGUGAGUAUGACUCCAAUAGUCCAUAUGAGAUCACUGAACUAAUUCAAGUAGCAUUACCAAAUGUUAAAAAAGUUUUGGCUAAUAAUAUGGACCAAUUGUCUCAAUUGUUCUGUGACUGGAAAGAUUUGUUACCAGAGCAACCUGACAACUAUGGUUUCAACGAUGCCCUAAGGUUACCGGAUAUCGAAAAAUUGUCCAAUUACAGUUCUUUGUUGAAUGGCGUUGGUUCUGUUGAUAACAUGUGGAAGGGUCCAAGAUACUGUUUCCAUGUUUAUCUACCUCAUUCUUCCGGUGAAUUCGAUACAGUUCUCCCAGUUUCCUCGUACGCUGGUCAAUUAUUUAACGAUGUUGUUAUCGAUGUUGUUCAAAGUUUAGAAUUUAACAGAAAAGAGGUUUGCAAACAACUAAACAUUUUACCACUUUUCUUUAAGGAAGGUAUAUUUGCCAAUAUGGGUGAUUCAAUUGCUCAAAUUGCCGCUAUUUACGAAGAAAAUCCUUUGGCCUCAACAUUUAAAUUGGAAGAUUUGGAAAUUGAAGCUAUUCUGAGUUUAAUCUUUAAACUUCCUGAUGUUUCUCAACCAUUUGCGUAUUUUUACACGCUAUUGGUUGACAUAUGUCAAAAUAACCCAAAGGCGAUUGCACCUGUAUUUGGUAGAGCAUUCAGAUUUUUCUAUAACAAUAUCGAAAGUUUGGACUUUGAAUUAAGACAAAGAUUUUUAGACUGGUUCUCUGUUCAAAUGAGUAACUUCAACUUUUCUUGGAAAUGGAAUGAGUGGGAAGAGGAUUCAGAAAAGUUCCGCGAUUCAUUUUACAAUCCAAAAAUAAUAUUUAUGAAGAAUUUAGUUAGAAAGGAAUUGAGAUUGACAUCGAACGUCAGCGAAGUGGAUGACAGUUUACCAAAUGAAUUCAAGAAAUUCAUGGAAACAUCAUACCUUCCAGCCGAAGAAGUACAAGAAUUCUACCAAUCUCUAUUUACAAAUUAUCAAGUCAAAUUAGAAGAUGCAAAGAAAAAUGAUCUAUUAUUUACUCAAAGCGAUAUUCCAUUUGAAUCAAUAGUCCGUGACUUAGCCGAUUACGUUCACAAACAAAAUGAUGUCAGAGAAAUAAGUGAAUUAGAGGCUAUUAUUGAGAAAUUAAGAGAGUAUUCAUCAGAAAUUACGAAUUUUGACAGAUUUAUUGUUGUUCUAUUGACUCAAGUUGUUGUUCAUUGUGGUAGCAGAUCCUUAUCACACGCUAAUAAGUAUAUAACUGAUUUGAAGGAUGAGUUAACCGCAAUCUUCAACAAACUUGAAAUAGAAAAUGAGGCCAAGGAACAGGCAAUAAUUGAUGCAGUAUUGGCCUAUUGGAAUAUUAAUUCUCAAACUGGUUAUUUGAUUGUCGAUGCAUUAAAAUUUUCUGAAUUAGUAAGUGCAAAAUCUGUUCUAAACCACUGUCUAAGUGAAAAGAAUGGCAGAGUGUAUGCAUUGGCGGAUAUAACAGCUAUCGAUACGAUUUUCAGAACGUUAUCCCAACAAUUAAUUACUAAUGCUGGCGAUAAUGAAGCUUUCGAAUUUGUAUUUGAAAAGUUAUGUCUGGGUUUAAAAAGCUCUAUUGAAACCAUUGGUGUUUCCCAAGCUGAUAAUAUAGUCUUGCCAGACUUGAGUCAACAAUCUGAAAUAGAUCCAAUAAAUGAAUUACCAAAAUUAGAGAUCAUUUGGAAAUAUUUUGCCACCCUUGGUUUUGUGAAGAGUAUUUUGAGAAAAUAUUCUUCUCAAUAUCUUCCUUUGGUUGAGAAAUUCACCACCGGUAUGACCAAUGUGAUUUCUCAUGAACCGACUCAAAAACAAUUGUUGGAAUGGAUUAAUGAGGUACCCCAAAUCUAA
Messenger RNA from Maudiozyma saulgeensis, 2592 nucleotides. The record is from the annotation of a GenBank genome assembly. Lineage: Eukaryota; Fungi; Ascomycota; Saccharomycetes; Saccharomycetales; Saccharomycetaceae.